AAGAGGAAGGACUUUUAUUUUGAAAGGGCGAGCGGAACUUUGAAGAGGCUAGCUGGUUAGCAUUGUGUGCUAACGGGCUGCGUCACGACGGCAGCUCAGCACAAACAUUAGCUCUGAUGCUAACGCAGGGCGACGCGUGUGGUUCAUUAAGACGUCACGAAGACCGUGCCAGAGCCGUGCCAGAGCCGUGCCAGAGCCGUGCCAGAGCCGUGCUAACUGUUAGCCCGCCGCGUUAGCCGCGUUAGCCCGCCGCGUUAGCCGCGUUAGCCGCGUUAGCCGCGUUCUCAUAACAAACAAACAGCGGCUGUCAGCAGUGUUCGCUCAGCAGUGUUCGCUCAGCAGUGUUCGCCGCGCAGUGUUCGCUCAGCGUGUUCGCUCAGCACGUUCGCCGCAUAAGAAAACAAGAUGGAAACGAACGCGCCGAAGCGAAGAGACAACAAGAAGUCACUGCGCGUGAAGGUAAUCAGCCUCGGGAACGCCGAGGUGGGAAAGAGCUGCAUCAUCAAACGUUACUGUGAGAAGAGGUUUGUACCAAAGUACCUGGCAACUAUCGGCAUCGACUACGGCGUCACCAAAGUGCAGGUCCGAGACCGAGAGAUUAAAGUGAACAUCUUUGACAUGGCCGGACAUCCUUUCUUCUAUGAAGUGCGUAAUGAGUUCUAUAAGGACAGUCAGGGCGUGCUGCUGGUGUAUGAUGUCGGCCUCAGGGAGAGCUUCGACGCUCUCGACAGCUGGCUGGGGGAGAUGAAACAGGAAAUGGGCUCUCAGGCCAACAUGGACAGCAUCGUGUUCGUGGUCUGCGCCAACAAGGUGGACCUGACGAAGAGACGGGUCGUGGAUGAGGGGGAGGGGCGUCUGUGGGCGGAGUCUAGAGGCUUUCAUUACUUUGAAACGUCGGCGCAGAGCGGAGAGGGCAUCAACGAGAUGUUCCAGGCGUUCUUCUCGUCCAUCACCGACAUGUGUGAGAACGGCGGGAAGCGUCCGGUGUCCGAGGUCAGCGUGGGCUUCACCAAAGAGCAGGCCGACACCAUCCGACGCAUCCGCAACAGCAAAGACUCAUGGGAUAUGCUGGGCGUCAAACCUGGAGCCACGCGGGAGGAAGUGAACAAGGCGUACAGGAAGUUGGCGGUCCUGCUGCACCCGGACAAAUGUGUUGCCCCCGGCAGCGAGGACGCCUUCAAGGCCGUGGUGAACGCUCGCACGUCACUACUGAAGAACAUCAAAUAACACACCUGAACACACACACCUGAACACACACACCUGAACAUACACCUGAACACACACACCUGAACACACACACCUGAACACACACACCUGAACAUUCACCUGAACAUUCACCUGAACACAUACACCUGAACACAUCUGAACACAUACACCUGAACACAUACACCUGAACACACACACCUGAACCCUCUGACAGACACUGGACCUCUGGUCACUCAGACAUGGACUGAAGAACACGCACGCACACACACACAGUUUAUUUAUUCUAUAUUUAACAUAAAGGUCUGAUGUGCCAACAUAGUGUGUGUGUGUGUGUGUGUGUGUGUGUGUGUGUGUGAGAUGUCAUCAGUGACGUCACAAACUCGUUAAUAAAGUUUGGUUCUCGUUAAUGAAGUAUUAAUCAGGUGUGUGUCGUCCUGUGUGCCAAAGUUUGCAGGUGUGACAUCAUAAUUAAUAUGCAUGUUUAAUGUUAACGAUGUGAAAGCCGUCUGAUGACAUCACAGCAUGUCUGCGUGAUGAUUGGUCAGACUCAGCUGCUGUUUACAGGAUGACAGUGACCUCACCAAUGCUCUUUAAUGACACGUUACGUAACGAGCCAUCUCCUCAUUAACACUGAGCGUCUCUGAUGAUCCAGGUCAUGAUGAAAUCAGUCAAAUUAACGAGUCACGUGUCGUCAACAGGUGUGAAGCGGAGGCGGAGCUUCCACCUGGCACGUGUUCGUUAGCACUAGUACGUUGUUUCAGCGUUUCUGUCCAAACGUUCUCAGAACAUUAAUGAUCAGUCGUGAUGUCAUCAACACUUCAGUCAUGUGACGUGUGGAUGAUGCGUUUCCUGUGAGGUCACAGUAAUGUUUCAUUUUAUCUACAUUAGUGAGGACACGAGUGUUUAAAUGACGUGUGUGUGUGUGUGUGUGUGUGUGUGUGUGUCUGUGUGUGUGUGUGUGUGUGAUGAUAGUCUGUACAAAUUAAGCGUUGGUUUAAAGUUUCUCAAACGUUUCUGUUACGUUACAUUAUCCUGAAUAUUUUGGAAUGACCUGUGACUUCCUGGAACCUUUCACCUGUUUGUUGCUGAUCACCUGUUUGUUGCUGAUCACCUGUUUGUUGCUGAUCACCUGUUGUUGCUGAUCACCUGUUGUUGCUGAUGACCUCCUGUUGUUGCUGAUCACCUGUUUGUUGCUGAUCACCUGUUGUUGCUGAUCACCUGUUGUUGCUGAUCACCUGUUGUUGCUGAUGACCUGUUGUUGCUGAUCACCUGCUGUUGCUGAUCACCUGUUGUUGCUGAUGACCUGUUGUUGCUGAUCACCUGUUUGUUGUUGUUACCUGUGUGAAUCCUCUUUGAUGACAUCAGUUAAUAAAUCAUUUUUGAUAUAUCA
Larimichthys crocea (large yellow croaker) is the source of this 2596-nucleotide messenger RNA. RefSeq names its product DnaJ (Hsp40) homolog, subfamily C, member 27 (gene dnajc27). Bases 406 to 1227 code for a protein of 273 amino acids. Lineage: Eukaryota; Metazoa; Chordata; Actinopteri; Sciaenidae. Gene Ontology annotation, molecular function: GTP binding; GTPase activity. The transcript is spliced from 7 exons. The record is from RefSeq and is a predicted model, not a curated record.